AAGUUCACUUCCCCCCUUUUUUCUCUGUUUCUGCUGUUCUUCCUAAAGUUUGUCUGACUUUUUACCUCUUCCGUCGUCAUAAAAUAAAACUUGCAGACAAAAUCUUCAGUAAUAAAACCUCCGUCAGACUCCCCACAAAAUAUCAUAAUUGCCAUCUAGUUUUAUUUAUCCAGUUAAAUCAAUACUUUUUCCAUCAUUUUCUUUCCAUAUCCGCGGUCAGUUAACAGUUCUUACACUAACAAAUAUAAGCCGGAAGUGGAUGUGUUAAAUUGUUUAUGAGUGAGUGAGUGAGUGAGUGAGUAAGUGAGUGAGUGAGUGAGUAAUUUUGUGAUUAAUUCUGGUUAAUUAUGUCGGUGUCAAAAGGUCUUAGGUGUUGGAAGUGCGGUGGAGGAGAGGAAGUGAGGGUCGAGGAGAGAGAAAGUGAGGUAAAAGAGCGGCGGAGGGCGGUGGUGAGGAGAGAAUUAGAAGUGGAGAGGAGAGAGAAGGAGGUAAAGGAGAGAGAACUGAAAAUGAAGAAACAGAUGGAGGACAAUACAAUUGAAGUGAUAGGGAGGGUAGGAUUCAAAUUGAUAAGGGAUGAAAUGGAUACGAUAUGCAAUAUGCUGGAGUUGAGGGAGAAAGAAAUUAAUAAGAGAACCGAAAUGUUGGUGUCGAAAGAGAAAGUGUUGGGGUUGAAGGAGGAACAAUUGAAGUUGAAGGAGGAGGAGUUCGGUGAUCUUUGUGGAGUGUUGGAGACGAAAGAGAAGCGGAUUCUUGAGCGUGAAGUGGGUAUGGAAUUGAAAGGGAAGGAGAUUAAUGAGCGUUUUCAAGUGUUAGAGGAGAAAGAGAACCGAAUUCUGGAGCUUGAAAGAGAUAAUGAGUUGAAAAGGAAGGAGAUCGAUGAGCGUGUUCAAUUGUUAGAGGCCAAACUAACAGAGAAGCAAAGUGAUCUACUACCACAUUGUCAGCCACAAGAGCAGCACACGGGAAACCGAAUUGAAACGCCCACUUGUGACCAAGCAAAAAUCAGAGAGCCUCAGCCAGAGGCGCGCAAUGAUAUUCAACAUCAAGCUUUGGAUAUGGUAUUCAAGAAAUGUGAUAAUAAACUCCAGGAGUCCAUAACCAAGCUGAGAAAAGAUAUUCCCACUUACGAGCAAGUGAAAACCAGAGAACCUAAGCUAGAGUUGUGCGGUGAGAUUCAAUUGUUUUGCCAAAAUAUGGACACGAAAGGCCUGAGAUCAUACCUAAUUAAGCACUACAAGGACGAGCCUGCGCUGCUUUCGGAGUAUAUUGGUUAUGUUCGGCUAGCACCAGAUGUAGCAAAGUUUGUUCUGGAUGUGAUUCAAAGUUUCUAUGAGUUGCUCGAGUCAGGAAGUGUGUCAAGACAAACUUAUGCAUCUAGUUGCGGAUUUCUGUCAGUAGCAGUGUUGCAAAAGGCUACUAUUACACAAGGUCUAAAAGAUGAUGCGCUCAAGUUCAGUAUCGUGUGGAAAUGCUUUUUGGCUAAGCAGAGUGAUACUGAUCAUAUGGAGAUAUAUUCCUUCCUGCGGUUUUUAGCAUCAUACAAGAUAUCAGAGUUAUAUUGUGCAGAUGAACUACUCUCACUUCUUGGGGCCUUUAUUGCUGAAAAUGAUUCACCUAAGCUAGACUUAUUCUUGUGCCGGAUAUUGGGAUUGAUGAAGGAAAUUCCAGGUCAUAUCCAAUCUCUUAUUAAGAGGGAGGAACAUCUUAUAGCAGUUGUCUUCAUAUGUGUAUCUAAGAUGGAGGAUGAUUUUCCACCAGUCCCUCUACUGAAAGCUUGUUUGGAGGGCAUCCAGAAGAGAGUGCGUGAAAUGGUCAAGAAAGGCAGUGAUACAGCAACUAAGAAUGAUGCUAUCAACAUGGAACUAUCUUCCCUGAAAGCCAUACUUAAAUGCAUUUGCAAAUUCAAGCUUGAGUCCAGUUUUUCACCCGCUCCUCUGGAAUUGCGCAUAAAGCAAUUAGAGAAGGAGAUGAAAAGAAAGACUAAUGCUGAAAGGUUAAUGACCAUAAAAGAGAAUCCUUCAAACUCGAAAAAGAAGGGAGUUGCUUUUCCUGUCAUUGAUCAGUCUUAUUUGGUGAUUGGGAAGAAACGUACUUCGAGUUCCCUGGAGUACCACAACCAAGGAAAUUGUCUCGAUGUAUAUGCUUCUCGAAGGUCAUCUCGAAGAAUCCUAUAAGUCCGCCCUGCUACUAAGUAAGCCUUGUUAUAAUUAGAUCGGUGCCAUAUAUAUAAUAUCAUGUUCCUUAGGCUUAAUUUGGCUUCCUUAGGCUUAAUUUGGCUUCCUGGGAUGGACUUUUGAACUAUAUUUAGGGACGUACGGAGGUUGUAGUUGGCCUCUUAUGGUUGUCAGCGGGUUAUUGUCGUAGGACUCGAGUCCUAGAAGCAGCACAGUUAACUGAUUUGAUUACUGUGAAAUUCAGCUAUAACUCUCAUGUUUGCGUAAAAAUCCAAAGACACCAUCUUAUGACUUCAGUAUUCUCUUUCAAACUCUGCACUAAACAAAGUGAACAUACAACACCAAA
This is a messenger RNA of Spinacia oleracea (spinach), 2523 nucleotides long. Its product is annotated as FRIGIDA-like protein 4b. The transcript is spliced from 5 exons. NCBI's taxonomy places the organism in Eukaryota, Viridiplantae, Streptophyta, Magnoliopsida, Caryophyllales, Amaranthaceae. The record is from RefSeq and is a predicted model, not a curated record. The coding region runs from base 348 to 2177 and encodes 609 amino acids.